AUGCCUGAUCAAGACGAUUACAAUUUCCCAUUCGCUGCUCAGCCGGACAUCAUCCGCGCAAACCAGAAAGAUGCCUACUUCCAGGGUAUGCUUCACGAGCAGUUCUCCUCCCUCGUCCAGAACAUCCUCGGCGCAAGAUGGCUCCACCACAACUCCCGCGAACUCAAACUCUUCUCCGAGAUCCUCUACCUCUCUCUCACAACCCUAGCCGGUAUCCGAACACUAGGGGAGGAAUACACAGAUAUGCUAUACGCGGACAGUAAGAACAGGUCGAGACCUACCUUAAAGCGACGAGCGGCAUUCGUGUUUUCCAGCACUUUACUUCCGUACAUCCUCGUCAAGUCAUGGCCGAAGAUCCGGGAACGACUAAAGAAGACAUGGAUCGCACGGUCAUUGACGCCUCGUGAGCAAUCGCAACCUUCGACACGCCUGGGGCAAGUGCGUAAUACUGCCCUGCGCACGCUAAACGCCGCUCUCUCCCUUGAGAACCUGUAUGCGGUACACCUAGCCGUCUUCUACUUCAGUGGAGCAUACUACAGUCUUUCGAAACGACUAUGGAAUCUGCGAUAUAUAUUCACUCGAAAGCUACAGCCACAUGAACAGCGUGCAGGCUAUGAGGUGCUGGGAGCCCUCCUCAUGGUCCAGCUCGCCGCACGAGGGUACCUCUACCUCUCUUCCUCCUCGGAGUCCUCCUCCAUCAGUACCUCAGCUCCCUCCCUCACGUCCGACGAAAAACAACUUCCCACUCCCACCACCACAACAUCACUCGAUGAUCCAACCUCCCUCGCCUUCAUCCCUCCUCAAUCCCGCACCUGCACCCUUUGCCUCUCCCCCAUGACUGACCCCACUAGCACACCCUGCGGCCACCUCUUCUGUUGGGAAUGUAUCCAGGACUGGGUGCGGGAGAAGCCUGAAUGCCCGUUGUGUCGGCAGGGGGUCAGGAUGUCUGAAGCGGUUCCAUUACGAGGAUAA
Messenger RNA from Saitoella complicata NRRL Y-17804, 972 nucleotides. RefSeq lists its product as uncharacterized. The transcript has 5 exons. Gene Ontology annotation, molecular function: zinc ion binding. NCBI's taxonomy places the organism in Eukaryota, Fungi, Ascomycota, Saitoellomycetes, Saitoellales, Saitoellaceae. Gene Ontology annotation, biological process: protein import into peroxisome matrix. The record is from RefSeq and is a predicted model, not a curated record. The coding region runs from base 1 to 972 and encodes 323 amino acids. Gene Ontology annotation, cellular component: peroxisomal membrane.